GAAAUGUAUUAGCUGAAGUAUGGAGUUUAAUGGAAAUUGAUGGCUAUAAUGUUAAUGCAAAAUAUGUUGGGGCAGGUGAACAAAAUCUUCCUGAUUUUCUAGACAUUAAAUGGUAUCCAGAACUUGCUUCAAAUGGUAAAAUGUAGAAAUACAGAAUGCCGUCGCCCAAGAAGUGGCCUAUUUAGAUUACUAGACAAUAGGUUUCUUC
This is a messenger RNA of Acanthoscelides obtectus, 208 nucleotides long. NCBI's taxonomy places the organism in Eukaryota, Metazoa, Arthropoda, Insecta, Coleoptera, Chrysomelidae. The record is from the annotation of a GenBank genome assembly.